GAAUGUUUCCAAUUUCUAUGUGCCUUGUCUAUUGCCUCCUGUCAAGAAAAAUAUGCAACUGAAAAUGGCACCAGUUUACAAACAUCUUAAUCGAAGCAAAGGUUGUAUGGGUAACUUUAUAUUUAAGUCAAAGUAUACACUUUUGAUCGCUAAUUCCUGGAGCAAAACCAAAGACGAAGUGAAAUCGGCAGCUAUAUGGAGAUGCACGAAGAAGGAAUCCUGCCAAUUCAAAGAAAAACACAACAAUGAGUCUAAGCACUUUUGCACCUGCAAUCCAAACAAUGUCAAAACUAGCCUGUGCAUUGGUAUUAAAUGCAAGAACAUUGUAAGGAAAAAUAAGGCAAGAGCCACAAAGUGUAAAUAUACAAUGGAACAUAAUGCACAAUCACCAACUGAUUGCGAAAACUUUACAUCUAUACAAACUUUGGGAAAGGCAGAAAUCGCAUCUCAAGGAGGUAAAGUCCCUUGUAAGAAUGUCUGUUCCUUCUCCGUCAUAAAGAGUGGAGUUCAUGCAAUUAGAAGCUCGGGUGUGGAAAAGUUUCUUAAAGUGGUUAUUAGCAAAUUCGAUGAUCUUGAAGCUUAUGGAAAUAUGACGAAUUUCUUUGAUAUCAUUGACAAAUGCAGUGACGAUACGAAAUGCCAGGUAUUUGUAAACAGACACAAGUCAAGUAUUUUUCUAUGUGUCUUUUCCACUACUACUGACUCCAUUUGUGUUACACUAAAAUGCCGUGAAGUACAUGAUACAUCUACUGACACCAACAAUAUGGACACCAACGCAGAAAAUUGGAGAACUUUGCAAACAGCAUGGAAAAACUGGAAGAAGGAGAUUGUGCUCGUGUCCGCAGGUGUUGUUCUUUUAAGUGGAAUAUCUGGAUUUCUGUUUGGUGUUUGUUUUUCUGUCUUUAGAAAAAGCAGGCCAAUCAAAAGAUACUUAGAAAGGAAACACGUUUAUACCGUAAAUUCCGAACUCUAUGAGCAAAUCAGCGAUACAUCAAGUAUUAUACAGGAGAGAUGUAUCCAUGCCACAGUGUAUCAACAUUCACUUAGAGAAGGAAAUGAACAUGUCUUCUAUGGACGCCAAAUCUUGUAUCAAGACAAGCAAAAUACACAUCUAUAACAAGACAAUGGAAAUCGAUUCAUUCCUUCAAAAAAGUUCGCCAUCAGAUGGAAACAGUAUGAUGUCCAACUUAUCCUGUGUAAUUGAUUCCAACACUACGGCGCCAUCAUCUGACACCUGCAUCUGUAAGUCGUUAGUGACGAUUCCACUAUCAGCUGAUGACAAAUGCCAGGACUACUGCACUAUUAUCCGCGUUUAUGUACAUGCAGCUACAAUGUGUAUCUGCGAUGCUUGCAAUGAAAACCAUAUGUUGGUUUACCGGUAUUUUGUCAAAUCACCUGCAAUAACUGAAGGAAGUAACACAACCUUUAAAGUUCUAGGAGGACUCUUUGGAGGGUUAUUAUUUGGUUUGGUUAUCGGCACAGGGUUAGCAGUUUGGACUUUUAAAAGGCAAGCUGUGUAACCACUCUUAAUAAUAUUACUCAAAUUAUAACUCCAAAAAUCUAAGUAAAUAUCAUAGUCC
Messenger RNA from Saccostrea cuccullata (small rock oyster), 1580 nucleotides. RefSeq lists its product as uncharacterized. The transcript has 12 exons. The record is from RefSeq and is a predicted model, not a curated record. The coding region runs from base 53 to 1117 and encodes 354 amino acids. NCBI's taxonomy places the organism in Eukaryota, Metazoa, Mollusca, Bivalvia, Ostreida, Ostreidae.